Molecule: messenger RNA, 1167 nt
Organism: Oryza sativa Japonica Group (Japanese rice)
Lineage: Eukaryota; Viridiplantae; Streptophyta; Magnoliopsida; Poales; Poaceae
Source: RefSeq, a predicted model, not a curated record
CUUCCUUGUGAUACUCCUCUCCGCUCUCCCACGCUCCUUCCGCAGGAAGCUUCUCGAAGCCUAGGGUUUCGCGCUCCCUUCCUCCCAUCCCAUGGCGGACAUCGAGGCGGCGCUGCCUCCGCCGCCGCCCCAGCAGGCGCCGCCGCAGCCACCGAGGUGGGCCUCCGCGGCGGCGGCCCUGCGCGGGGUCGCUGACGUCCUGGUGUACAGCUACGUCACCGCGAUGUGGGUGAACGCCGCCGUCUUCUCUCGCUGGGCCUGCGGCGAGGACUCCCCGGCUGCGGCCGUUACCAUGGACUCAUGGAGGUCUCCAUGGCCACCGUUCUGGCCAUGGGGGAGCUCACGCCGUUCGCGUCGCCUGUUCUGCUGAGCCGCCUGCUUGAGCGUCCCGAGGCCGCCCGUGAGGAGGGUGGUGCCCGUGGUGGUGGUGGCGGAGGCGGCGCCAAGGCGCAUCUGAGUCGCCGUGACAGUAGCGGGGGAGCACGCGGCCGUCAGGACGGAGGCUUUGUUGGACGCGUCGUCGUUCUCUUCAUGGUGUUCGCUUGCUGCGUUGCGUUCGUCUGUGUGAUGCUGCGGGAUUUCGCGCCGGAGAAGGGGUCCUGCCAAGAGUGGGUUGGUUCCAUUCUUGCUUACAUCGGAGUCUUCGCUGGCUCUGCGAUGGUAUGCUUCGUCGCUGCUCCCAACUUGCUGAACUUCGUGACGAGGGGGAUUCAUGGCGGAGGUGAAGGGCGGAAUCAUUGAUUUCUGAGUUCUGGAAUACAUGCUGUUUUGUAGUACAAAGUGAUUUGAGUUGUAACAUGGGAAAUCUGAUGUGCGACUGCAAGCUCCCCGAGACUCCGAGUAACAGGAUGUGAAGUCACUGUGAUGCUACUACUUGUUGCAGUUUACCUCUUCACGAACUUCAGUUUUGAAUUUUUGGAACGUGAACACGGAAUGCUGCGUUUGUCCCCAUGUCUUUAUACCCUUCCGAAUUACUGAUAUGCUUAUAUGGCUGAUACUGCCGCAACGGCAACAUGUUUUUUUCCCCUGCUGUAAUGGUUUGAUAACCGCUGUUUAUCUUGGUUGAUUGAUUACACUAAUGUGUUCCUUAGCUCAUGUCAGCACAGCAACUACCUGUAACCUGUCACUGGAUUAUGAUCUGCUCUACAGAAUGUAUUUUUUAGAUAA